Molecule: messenger RNA, 1019 nt
Organism: Zerene cesonia (dogface butterfly)
Lineage: Eukaryota; Metazoa; Arthropoda; Insecta; Lepidoptera; Pieridae
Product: protein DPCD
Exons: 3
Coding region: 193-894 (233 amino acids)
Source: RefSeq, a predicted model, not a curated record
CAUGUACUCAAAAAUUUUAAAUUUUGUUUAGAUUCCCAACCACAUAUUUUUUGAAUCGGUUUUUACUAUUUAAUUAAUAUUAAAAUUAUCAUAAUUUUAUUUUACCACGAGGAUGUCACUCUGUGUUACAUUAUCAAGGCACAAAAUAAUACAUUUAUAAAUAUAACGUGUUAUGGUUACCAUAGAAACAAAAUGAAAAGAAAAGCUUGUUUGGUCGAGGCGUAUGAAUCGGAUAAAGCUAUAUUUGAAGAACAAGUAUUAAGACGGUUUAAAGAAAACAUGUACAAAAAUACUGUGUGGUACAAAUCUCUGUUAAAUGCAGAGAAAACAUGUUUAAAAGAAGAUAAAGUAAGAAAAAUUCAUUAUAAAUUUGAUGACGACAAAGAAAUGGUUGAAGAAUAUAAUGUAGAUACUAAAGUGUUAAUUAGAAGAGCUUGGAAGUCUAAAGGGAAAGUGGGUAGUGAAGGGAAAUGGGAUGUUGAGAUAGGAGAUCCUAUACCAGAUGCAGUGCAACCUGUAGAUUCUGCUGAAAUUGUUGAAAGCAAAGACCAGCCAGUAGUGUGUAGGCGCAACACUAGAGUUAAUCUGGAAUGGAGGAUAAGAAACUUGCCAUACCCAAUAGAAACAUAUGGACUAAAAGCAAACAACGACGAGAAGUGUAUCAUCAUCAGUACAACAAAUAAGAAAUACUACAAGAAGUUAUUUAUUCCUGAACUAACAAGGCUAGGAUUAAAUGUUGAACAAUCAAACAUACAAUCUUCUCAUAAGUACAACACUCUUAUUGUGAUGUACAAGAAGCCUCAACAACUAAUAGAUAUGGAGAAAGAAUGGUAUGAGGAGCUAAAUAAUGUUAAACCAGUAAAGGAUAUUCCAAAUGAAUGCAAAGCUCAAUGAACUGAUUGAUAUUUACAAGCAAAUUUUUAUCUUUUGGGAUUAAUAACUGUAUUUGUAAGUCUGUGUGCAAUAUUAUGUAGGAUAUGUGUGUCAGACUAUUAUAGAAAUAAAGUAAGAGAUUUAAA